AUCAAAGAUGCAUUUAUUAUGAUUUAAUAGAAAGACAUUGAAGGAGUAUUGUUGGAAAUGUUGAGUCUAUGAAUAUGAUCGGGUCAAGCAGAUAAUCAAUUCGUCAGUUACAAUCCACCAGAGGAGUAAACUAAGCCAGCCAGCCAAACAUUCCCUCAACUCCACCUCCAGUUACAUGUGCAGUCCUCCUGUUGCUCACUUCAAGUCUUCAACAACCCGAGCUUCACUUCCACAGUAAACCAUCAUCAAACCAAACGACAAGCUCAGAAAGAGUCGAGACGAGACUGUCGUUUUGCUUCAAAUGCAACUGCCGCGUAUUAGUAUCGCAAAACCACGGUGGUCUUUACGAUAUCUCUUGACCACUUCUCGUCAUUUCUCCUCCAUAUCUAAAUCCAAGGUAAAUAAUCAUUAUUUGGAUAAGGAACGUGAAGACUUUUUACCGUGGUUAGAGACAAAAGCGGGUAUUGAGGUCUCAUCGAAGCUUUAUAUUGGCAAAUCCCAAUUUGGCAGGUCACUGUUUGCUUCUAAGAGUAUACAGACUGGAGACUGUAUAUUGAGAGUUCCAUAUAGUGCGCAAAUAGCAUCGGAUAAUCUACUUCCAGAACUUUCUGACUUGUUAGGUGAUGAAGUUGGGAGUGUUGCAAAGCUUGCCAUCGUCCUUUUGGUUGAUCAGAAAGUUGGCCAGCAGGAAUCCAAGUGGGCCCCUUAUAUCAGCCGCCUUCCUCAACUUGGCGAAAUGCAUAGCACGAUAUUCUGGAGCAAAAGUGAGUUGGACAUGAUUUUUCAAAGCUCAGUGUAUAAGGAAACAAUCAAACAAAAAGCUCAAAUUGAAAAAGAUUUCUUGACAAUAAAGCCAGUUCUUGAACACUUCCCUCAAAUUUCAAGAAGUAUCACAUUUCAGGAUUUCAUGCACGCAUAUGCUUUAGUUAAAUCCCGAGCAUGGGGAAGCACAAAAGGUGUAUCUCUGAUUCCAUUUGCAGAUUUUCUGAACCAUGAUGGCUUUUCUGAAGCAGUUGUACUAAAUGAUGAAGACAAACAGGUCUCUGAGGUUGCUGCUGAUCGUAAUUAUGCUCCUCAUGAAGAGGUACUGAUUAGGUAUGGAAAAUUUUCAAAUGCUACCCUGCUCUUGGACUUCGGUUUCUCACUGCCAUAUAACAUCCAUGAACAGGUAGAGAUCCAGAUUAAUAUACCAGAUCAUGAUACCUUGCGUGAAAUGAAGUUCGAGAUCUUGCGACUACAUCAUAUACCGGCCACUAAAGAUGACAAUGGCUUUAAUUCGUCAUGGGAUUCUUUCUUAAUUAAGGAAGUGAGGUCCGCUGGAGGAAAAGGCAAGGGUUUGCCACAGUCACUUCGUGCAUUUGCUCGUGUUCUAUGUUGCACCUCUCAUCAAGAUUUAAAUGAUUUGGUGUUGGAAGCUGCUCAAACUGAUGGUCGUUUGGCCCGCCGUGCUUUAGAAAAUAGUAGCAGAGAGAUCCAAGCACAUGAGAUCUUGUUGUCACGAAUAAAUCAAGUUAUUGAGGAAUACAGUGCCUCUAUAAAGCUGUUGGAGUCUUCUACAUCUCUAUCCAUCUGUAAAAGAUUUGCUCUCCGAAGGCAAAUGGCUCUAGAUCUACUUACUGGUGAGCUCCGUGUCCUUAAAUCUGCAUCUGCAUGGCUGAAGAAUUAUUGCACAUCCUUGUUACAGCAGACGCCACAGACUACUAUAAGUAGUGCUAACAGUGAUCAUGUAAGUGUUCAAGAAUGAGCAAGAAAGAGGAGAAGUUACAUGUGUCUGAUACAGUUAAACAUGAAUCACUUUGGAACUGCUGCACAUGGAAAUAUUAAGGAAAAUGGUAGUUCCUAAAGUAGGACCAAAACAGAAGUAACAUCAGUGUGUGCUACUUAUUCAGCUGUGGACCUGGGCUAGUGGGUGAUGAUAUACUGUGCUUGUGUUGUGUGCACAUGUGCAGAAGUAAAUGGAAACUCAGAUUCCUAUUUGACGGUUGGACCGCAAGUGCACAGUGCGAGCUAUUGUACCUGACCUAUGGCCUUGCUAUGAGAAGUAAUAGAGGGAUUAGUCUUUGUGACAGUCUCUGUUGUUCAGCUAUGUAAAAGUGUAGAAUUGAAUUUGGGGUUCUUUACACAAAUACCCAUUUUUUCAGCAUCUA
Molecule: messenger RNA, 2147 nt
Organism: Ricinus communis (castor bean)
Lineage: Eukaryota; Viridiplantae; Streptophyta; Magnoliopsida; Malpighiales; Euphorbiaceae
Product: ribosomal lysine N-methyltransferase 4
Exons: 15
Coding region: 302-1744 (480 amino acids)
Biological process (GO): peptidyl-lysine monomethylation
Molecular function (GO): protein binding; protein-lysine N-methyltransferase activity
Source: RefSeq, a predicted model, not a curated record